Lacerta agilis (Sand lizard) is the source of this 5872-nucleotide messenger RNA. RefSeq names its product centrosomal protein 295 (gene CEP295). The transcript has 29 exons. The record is from RefSeq and is a predicted model, not a curated record. NCBI's taxonomy places the organism in Eukaryota, Metazoa, Chordata, Lepidosauria, Squamata, Lacertidae. Gene Ontology annotation, biological process: regulation of centriole replication. Gene Ontology annotation, cellular component: centriole; cytosol; centrosome. Bases 112 to 5631 code for a protein of 1839 amino acids.
CAGAAGCGGAAACUCUUGUGAGGGGGGCGAGUCUGUUCGGAGAGUCCGUUUUAAUGAAGAACCUUGCGGGCAGCUUUAAGGCCAACAAUAGAACAUUACACGUCUGCAAAGAUGAAAAGAAAAGUGGCCAAAGCUGUGGGACUUAGACUUAGUCCUAAUGAAGAAGCUCAGCUGCUGAAAGAAGAACAUGAAAGGAGAAGGAAAUUAAGGCUACAGCAGGUUAGAGAGCAGGAGAAGAAUAUUGCUUUGCAGAUAAGGCGAGAUGUUAAGCAGAGAAGAGAUGAGCAGCUGCAUCAUUUGGCAGAAGAACUGAAAGCAGAGUGGCAAAGAGCACAAAAUGAAAAGAUUCAAGCCUUGGAGAAGCUUUAUCUGUCAAGCUUAAGAGCUAUAGGAGAAGGGCAUAGACAGGCAAAGGAAAAUGAACCAGAUUUGGAGGCUCUGGCCAAGCUGGCAAAGGAAAGGAAACAAAGAGCAGAAAAGAGGCAUAAGGAAGCGCUAAAGGAGCAGAAAAAUAAAAAAGAGAAGUUGCUGAGGGAGCAAACAAGGAGAACAAAUGCACGGAAGAACGCGUUGGAUGUAGAAAAAGAGAGAGCUGCUAAAAUUGCAAGCCUACCGCCUCCUCCCCCUCCCCCCUUUGAAAAUAUUGAGUUGAAGAGUGUUUCUACAGUGAAAGUCUGUGAUACUGACACUUUUUCGAUCACUCGCCAUCAUCUCUGUGAUCUUCAUCAUCUCUGUGAUCCAUAUGUAGAUAGAGAAAUGAACAUAGACCAGCCAGAUGCUCGGUUACUUGCCAAGGUGGAAGCCAAACGGAAGGAAGGACUGCAAAGCAAUGAAGAGAGAGAGAGGAGGGAGCAGCAAGAAAAAGCUCGCCUAAGAGGGAAGCAUGCCUUGAAGAUGGUCCGCCUUGCACGAGACAGGGAAAAGCUGAUGAAAGAGCUUGAACAUAUGCAGAAUAUGGACCUUGCACGCAGAAGACAGAUUGUUGCCCAGAUGCCACCUCAGUUGUUUCUGCCGCCCUACAAGCGUGUGGAAAUCAGGGAAGAAUGGCAGAGAGAGCUGGAGUGUGCAUUCGAAGACAUGUAUACUGGAGACAGGAAAAUGAAAGGAGACCUUAUUUUGCACCUUGACCCACAGCCCUUACCAACCUUCACUGGUAGAUCUCAAGAUGAUGAGCUGGAACUCUCCCAGGAGCCAGGUUCUGUGUUUGAGGUGCCACCAAGUUUGCCGGAUGAGGUGAAGGACAGUGAGCCAAGUAGUAGUGAAGUUGAAAAGCCACCCGAGCCUCAGUCAAAAUUGGCUCUUAAAAAAUUGCUAAACAAGAUCAGGAACCAAAAAGACCAUUGGACAACAGGAAGUGAACCAGAAAUUACAAGUGAAAUUGAAUCAAUUGAAUCUGGAACAAUUUCUAGUAGAGAGAGAAGAUUAUAUGACUCCGAAUCUGAGCCUGAACCAAAGAGUGAUCCUGUCUCUGAAGCCAGGGAGCCGUCACAGAUACUGGACCAAAGUAUUGUUGCUGGAAAUGUAGGUCUGGAUCACCCACAAGAACAAGUAACUAAACUCAGAAAGGAAGCAGAAAGACAAAACCAGAUAGAGCACCUAAAGCAACAGCAGUUGGCAUUGCUUCAGCAAAUUGAACAGCAGAAAAACCGUCUGGAGGCGGAUUUUCUGAAGGCUCAGAUGCAGCGCCAGGAGCAGGAAUUUAAAAAAGAGCAAGAAAUGAAGGAUCAAGAAUCCCAAAUGGAACAAGUGAAUAUUAGGGUCCCUUUUGUACACCAGCAGCAGGAAGUACAACAUAAGGUGAAGGAGAAAAGCGGCAGUUGUGUAGAGGGUGAUCCUAUGGAGGAUGAUCAUAUACAGAUGAUUCGCGACUAUCAGCAACGCCUUCUAAUCCAAAACAGGAUGCACAGAGCGUCGGUCGAGGAAGCCAGGAAGCGUCUGCAUGAGUAUCAGAACAAGCUGAAACAGAGAUACCGCUUAGUUUCUGCAUCAUUGCGUGGUCCUGCUAACAGACUUGCACAGCAAGAUUCUCUCCCUGACGUGCCAUCACAAUUACAAGGUUAUCGUGGUUUGCAGAGAGUUAAUCUAGCAGCAGAGCAGCCAUUUGGGACUGCUCCUGUACAGGAGUCAGCUGAGCAUUCAAAACUGCCUUGGAUGUUGGCAGUGCCAUCAUCAGAGCAGGGGGGAACAGAACAACGGUUUGAUGUGGGCAGCGGGCAUGUGUGUACUCUGGAGGGUCAAAGGCCUUUUCAGUUGUCACAGGCUUACGGUUCGCACCAACAGACAGAAAAACUGGGUGCGGUGGAGACACCUUCGGCACAGUCAUUGGAAUUUCACAGCAUUCCAGAAUCAUUAAUGCUUAAGUCACAGGACACUUCUGUUACAACUCAGCCAGUGGCUGAAACACAGCGUGCCCCGUUCACUUUCCCUGUGGGCAGCUCUUCUGUGUCUUCAGAAACACUCUGGUCUGAUAAACUGACGUCUCAUGCACCUCCAGCGGAGAAGAUUCUCCUGCCAGCAACUUUAAAGCACCAGCACAUACCUCCCGAAAGUUGGACAAGAACAACCUUGGAGCAAGCUUACCUCCCUCCUUUGCGGCCCCUCUCGCCUGUGCUUUCCUUUGUUUCUAGCGAGAGUCAAAAGACUCAGGAAUCCUACGCGUUAAAAAAUGGAAUUGGACCCACACCUGGUUAUUCUGAUAUAGUGGAAUUAAGGGACAGAAUGAUGUCUUCCUCUGAGAGCAUUCAAGCUCAGCAAGAACACUUGAAAGAACUGCAAAAGCAGCUAGAUAAGCAAAGGGAAUCUCUUCUUUCUCGGCAGAAGGUACAAGAGGACUUGCUCAUGAAAAAGCAUACUCAUCUGAAACAACAAAUGGAACAGCAGCAGGAAGCUUUAAAGGAGUUUAUUAAAAAGGCAGGACAGUCCAGCACAUGCAGAGAUAUGACGGAACAGCGAGAGACUGACGACUUCCAUCUGCUGCCAACACUAGGAGCAAAAGACAGCAACGAAGAAGUGGUUCAAGUUGCUGAAAGGAGCAGUCAUGCUGAAAAGGACAUUUUGUUUCAUAGUGUUUGUCCAAAUCAACAGAUUGAGCGAUUGCAAGACACCUGGGGAAGAGAACAGACAUGGAGACUUUCAAAGCCACCUUUGUCAAAAAUAAAGCUAGGGCUUGAUUUGGAACAGCAUGAACUUAGCGUUAUACCAGAACUUGACACACCGCGAAGUGGCAGACUUUCCUCUACAGGUUACAGAGAACCUCUUACUGGAGAUACUUGCCUGGCUUCAAGAGCCAAUAAGUGGCAGUCCAGCAUCAGUCUAGAUGAAGAUCUCCAUGAAGAAACAGAUUUAUUAAGGAUUACGGCGGAUGGCCAAGAACCAAGUUCUGAUGAAAGUGAGAUCCAGUUCAAUGACUUAUGGUGUGAUAAGUCAGCGAUGGAAGCCGGUGGCUUGUGUGACUCGGCCCACUCCUACGAACUCACUCUUAGAGAUGGAGGCUUACGGAGCGCUGAUGAUACCGGAAAGAUAAUAGCUACAUAUCCUGAUCCUUCAUUUAGUCCUGAUUGUAUGGUAACACUUUCUACAGAAUGGUGCCCUUCUCCAUUGAGUCCACAGACAUCUACACAACAGGUAGCAUGUGGCUAUUUCUCUUCAGCUUCACUUUCUGCUACCAGCUUCAUUGCGAAUUCCAAUCCUGACGGAAGUCUUGCCAAUACAGAGUCGCAUUCAGGCAGGAAACAACCGGGUCAUUUCAGUUCUCCUUUGAAAGAGAAAGCAAAUACUGCUUUGGAUCCUUCAGUUUCUCUGCUGUGUAAACAGGAUGAUCCUUCAGAAGCUUCUGGCUCCCAUCUGUUUGGAGAAAUGUUGCACUCGGAUAGACAUAAAAUUCAACAGAUCAUAGACAAAUAUACAAGAGAUUUCAGCUGGUCAUCUUUAAGCAACGUCUCUUCCCAUGAUCCAGCAGUUGAUACUACUGACCUUGAGAAAAGUUUUCCAAAUUUCCACCGUGAGCUUUUUAAGCCUUUGGAACCAAGACCUGACUUUGAUAUGCUCUCAACCUUGUCUCAGAACAGCAAGAACCUAAGCAAGAAUUCCACUUUAUUGAAGAGCCAUGAAUUAACAGCUUCCAGCUUGGAAGAAGGAAGCAACAACCUUUCUUUUCUCAGUACAGGAAAACUAAGCGAUAUUCUACCGACGCAACAGAGGGGCGAGGAGGCAAAGGAGCAGAGUCAAGGUGCUGAAGAAUCAUUUGAACACGUACCUCUGCAAUCUUCCUUAAGAGAGUUUCCACAGAGUGGUGAUAAGUAUGGAUCUUUCCACGCAGAGUCUGAACAAAACCUUGAAAUGAGUAAAACUAAUGGGAGCAGUAUCUAUAUCGCACCAGAGAGGACACAGUGUGAGGAGCAGGAAAAUGAUGAGAUCACCAACCUUUAUUCUUCCAUUGAAAAUUUCCGUAGCCCAAGCCUAGCAGAAGAUGGAGGCUCAUUUUAUCAACUAGUUCCAGAUAAUGGUACAAGGAAUAGUGCUCUUGGGACCACAGAGUCGGAGAAAGAAGACAUGUCAACGAAAGAAGAGAGUCUGUGUUUUGCCGAACUGCCCACUGCGUCAACUGACAGCAAGUGUAAGGCAGUUACAGAAAAGGCGGCUAUAAAUGAGGAUGUAGAAAUUCAUCUCUCUCAGUGUACAUUGCAAACUACGGGAGAUCAGAGUUCUCUAAUAACAGAGACAAUGCAGAGUUUGACUCCGGAAAUGAACUCUAAGAUCUCAGUGAGCCCUGUGCAAAACUCUGUGCAGCAAACUGGCAGUGUCCCAGAUGCAUUUCAGCAACCAAAUUUGACUGCUACGCAGGCUGAAAGUUCACGUUCCUCUUCGUCAAGAAACGUACCGGUCUGGGAAACAGUUACAGGGCAAGGGAUUAUGGAAGAACCCGAGUUGACUCUAAUAAGCUCCAAUGACAUCAGUAUUGCAGAAUCAGAUUUGGAAUUCUUUGGACAAGCAGAGAGCAGAAAGGAGAAAACUGAAAACUUGUCCUAUGUUGAUCAUCCUGAAGCAAUAAGCUGUCCCAUGCAGAGCAGAGAAUUUUUACCUUUAAAUUCAGAAGUGGACGACUCCAUUUGCUCUCAGCCUGACUAUGCAUUAGCAGCUUGGAGCACCCAAGAGGAUUCUUGUCAAAACUCCAAAGAAGAAGCAUUGUUGCCAGAGUUCACGUCUGCUACCGAGAGCUUGCAAGAAGCGUUUUUUAGGCGGAAGAAAGAUUUCAUUGAGAGAUCCUGUAAAAGAGUAGAGAAGAUCAAAAGUAGAAAGCGAAGUUCUGAAAAGCCUCCAGCUCAGGCAUCUCAAAAGAAAGAAGUACAUCUUCAUAAACCAAGAGAGAACUUGUCGCCUCCUGGUGCAGCUGUUGUUCAUCUGAAGAAAGUAGAAGACUUUAGAGUGUGUUCCGCAGAGGACAGGAAGGCAGCAGAAACACAGAUGUACCAACGCACUUCAAGAUUGUAUAAUAAUCUAGCCGAAGUGAAAACCAGAAAGCAGGAGAGAGAACGACGAGAAGACUACGCCAAAAACCGGGAAAGAGCAAAGGCAUUUCAAAAGAAAACAUUGGAAAACCUAAGAGCCAGAAAAACAGCAGCAAAAAAAUAAGUGUUCUUCAGAAGGGACUUGCAGCUGGAAGAAUUCUUCGCUGUAAAGUAAAAAAAUGACUGAAGGUCACCUUUGUAAAUAUAUGAUGUGCCAGCCUUAUAUAUAUAUAUAUAUAUUACAUUCAAGUCGGAUAAUUUGCCAAUAUGGCCAAAGCUGUAUAGGGUGAAUUGCCAUAUUUUCUACAAUUAUGACUUUUUUAAAUCAAGGAAUGUUUUUUUUUUAACUUCACAUCUCCCCCCCC